Molecule: messenger RNA, 2271 nt
Organism: Arabidopsis thaliana (thale cress)
Lineage: Eukaryota; Viridiplantae; Streptophyta; Magnoliopsida; Brassicales; Brassicaceae
Gene: KMS2
Product: vacuole membrane-like protein
Exons: 6
Coding region: 1020-2054 (344 amino acids)
Biological process (GO): plasma membrane phospholipid scrambling
Cellular component (GO): endoplasmic reticulum membrane
Source: RefSeq, marked reviewed
CCAUAUCACAUCCAACAAAACGGGAACCUGAUUUUGGUCGCAUACCUUAAACAUAGGAGAUCGAGAUUGAUGGAUCCUUUCUCAAUCCAUCCAAAAUCUUCAGACCCAAUGCUCUUCUUCAUCUAAUUUCCUGUCUGACGGACACAUCUUGUAGAAUCAGAGACCAGUUUCUUCAGUAGAGACUCGACGAGAAGUUGCACCUGAAAAUUCAUAUUCAGAUUAGGGGUUUAUUGAUUCGUAGCAUGCGAAAGAGAUAUGGGUUAUGGAAAUCGAGCUUCUUCUAAAACUCCUGCGAUCUCAGGUGCCCUUCUUUUUCUGUUUUUGUUCCUAAAAUUUGAAACUUUAGGGUUUAUAGUUGCGGCAUUGAAAAUUCUGUAAUCGAUGCAUACAUUGUUUAGAAAUAUACAUCUGUGUGCGAUUCCCUUGGAUGAUUAUCCAGUUGUUAUGAUUAGACCAGAAAUUUUCGGUCUUUGGUUGAAUCAUGAGCCGACCCUUAAUUUCUUAGAAUCUGAAAUUAAAGUGACUUGAGUGUUAAUGUUAACGAUAUAGCACUUCUUACAUUGGCGACUAAUAGGUCUAAGGGUUUUGCAGGUUUGCGUGAAAAGCAUCAACAGGAUCUUGAAAAACUGACAUUGACCUCACAACCAUUCAAAACCUUGAGAUUAUUUGUUGUUGCUGUUUUUCUCUAUGUUAGAAGAUGGUCCUCUUACCUUCUUGCAAAUGUUGGCUGGCUUAUACUUUUUUGUAGCAUUUUUGUUGCAUUUGCAGCUCUUCUUGUGACCCUAGAUGGGCCUCACGUCAAGGUAAACAGAUUCAGACUGUUGCUGUCUGUAGGUUUAGCUAGUGAUGUUUCUUUGCUUGGUAUAAGAAAUCUCCGAAAGCUUCUGGAUGAGAAAUCCUACAGCUACGGCUUUUCUACUGCUAUUGAAAUUGGGGAUAAGAGCAUAUAUCGAAAGACAUGAGUGAUGAUCAAUAUAUUUGUUUCAUUCUUAGUUUAUCAGCUUCUUUUGUUUUCUUAGAUGAAGAAAACGGUAAAAUUUUCUAAUUUUCUCCUCGUGCAGCAUGUUGAAGAACUGUCUGAGUACACCAGGUUUGGACUAUGGUGGAUAUUCUUAGGUGUUGCAUCAUCAAUUGGUCUUGGAUCUGGUUUGCAUACAUUUGUUCUUUAUUUGGGUCCCCAUAUUGCUUUAUUUACCAUAAAAGUAAUGCAGUGCGGGCGAGUCGAUUUAAAGAGUGCUAUAUAUGAUACAAUUCAGUUGAAGAGAAGCCCUUCAUGGCUUGAUAAACCAUGCCACGAGUUUGGCUCCCCAGUUUUUUCUUCUGGAGUUCCUCUUAGCAGUAUACUACCACAGGUUCAGAUAGAAGCCAUCCUAUGGGGUCUAGGAACAGCGUUGGGAGAACUUCCUCCUUACUUUAUCUCCAGAGCAGCAAGUCUUUCCGGUGGCAAAAUGAAAGAAUUGGAGACAUGUUCUGGUGACGAUAACGGAUUCAUUGCUAAACGCGUAAAUCAGAUCAAAAGCUGGUUAUUGUCGCAUUCACAAUAUCUCAACUUCUUCACAAUCCUGAUUCUUGCUUCGGUUCCUAACCCAUUAUUCGACCUUGCUGGAAUCAUGUGUGGACAAUUCGAGAAACCGUUUUGGGAGUUUUUCCUUGCAACCUUGAUUGGAAAGGCAAUCAUCAAGACACAUAUACAGACGGUUUUCAUCAUAUGCGUCUGUAAUAAUCAGCUUCUUGACUGGGUAGAGAAUGAGCUGAUAUAUAUUCUGAGCUUUGUGCCCGGUUUUGCUUCUGCAUUGCCUGAGCUCACAGCGAAACUCCGCUUAAUGAAAGAGAAGUACUUGAUUGCUUCGCCUCCAGUAUCUUCUGAUAUCAAUGUCAAGAAAUGGGAUCUUUCUUUUGCAUCCGUGUGGAACGGAGUCGUGUGGCUGAUGCUUUUGAAUUUCUUCGGCCAGAUUGUGACUUCAACUGCACAGAGAUACCUAAAGAAGCAACAAGAAGAAGAACUAGAUGCCUUGACCAACAAGUCGUCGCUGACCUCAAAGAAAUCUAAGUAGUCCAGAAAUUUAUUUAUCUUUUCUAACUUUGGUUUUUUUUUCUUUCUUUCAUAGAAACAUUAUCACUGUAUUUCGUCUUAUCUGAGAACAUAACAAAUUUGUCCAGAAAGAACAAAAAAACAUAGAAAAACAAUUGAAAGUUGAAAGGAAGUUCUAACUAAAGUUAUAAAUGUGAUUUGUUUCACCUCUUGAUGUAUGUUAUAUGGUUGAAAUAAAU